AUGAUUGAGGAUAGUGCAUUAAGCCUUGCCAACCGCCUUGCUGUCCGCCUUGCUGACCGCCUUGCUGACCACCAGCCUUGCUGUCAGCCUAUCAUCACCAUGAAUAUUCUGACCGGGAACCUAACGUUUGAUUCGCUGCGUCCCCCAGACCUUAGUUCCUGCACCAAAGCACAACUGCGGGAUUACUUUGAAAAUGGUUAUGACUUGAACGAGUCUCUCUUCACAGCAUUGCGAGACGAGUCAGUGUUUUACACGUGUCCCGACCGACUAAGACUUCCUCUGAUAUUUUACUUUGCCCACACGGCUGUCGUGUACAUCAACAAACUUAUUCUGGCUGGGCUUCUCGAGAAGCGGGUGAACAUGGAGUUUGAGACCAUGUUUGAGACGGGUGUGGAUGAGAUGUCUUGGGAUGAUACGGAGAACUACCGCAUGGGAGGAAGUUACCAAUGGCCAUCCCUGGAUGAGGUCAUCGAGUACAGACGAGCAGUGAGAAAUGUCAUCCUUAAAGUUAUCAAAGACACACCACUGCAACUACCCGUCACUAAGGACAGUCAAUGGUGGGCACUUCUUAUGGGUAUGGAACAUGCAAGACUUCACCUCGAGACGUCCUCUGUCCUCAUUCGACAGCUGCCAGUAACCAUGGUAACCAAGCCAAAUGAAUGGAUUUACGGUCCUCUAAAGCAAGGAGAAAACGUGUCGUCCAAUCCUCUCAUCACCGUACAUAGGGACGAAGUGACAUUUGGAAAACCGGAUAGCUUUCCCUCUUUUGGCUGGGAUAACGAGUACGGUGAAAUGACUGACAGCGUACCUACGUUUGAGGCAAGCAAGUUCCCUGUGACUAAUGGUCAGUUUAUGAAGUUUGUUGAAGAUGGAGGCUACACUAAUAGGACCUUCUGGACCUGUGAAGGUUGGGAGUGGCGCUCAUUCCGCCAGGCACGACACCCUACAUUCUGGAUAUGCGAUAAAGGUUGUAAGUCUGGUUGUGGAUCAGCGCUGUCCUCGUACUCUCACUGCUCACAAAAUAACAACAAUAACUACGACGUUGUACCGUAUAGAUACCGCGCCAUGUUUGAUGAGAUAACCAUGCCGUUAGACUGGCCCGUUGAUGUGACCUACCACGAAGCGCAUGCGUACUGUGCCUGGAAGGGACCAGACUUUCGUCUACCCACGGAGGCCGAGUACAUCGCCAUGAGAGGCUCCGAGUUGCCGACAAAUUUUGGUGUCCAGAGUGACAUUAUAUUCCAGGAGAAUUCCGAUGCCAAUAUCAAUCUGUUGUACGGAUCAUCCACGCCAGUAAAUAUGAAUGCUGCAUCAGACCUUGGAUUUCACGAUCUGCACGGAAAUAUCUGGGAGUGGACAGACGACCAUUUUAACGGAUUUAAUGGGUUUGAGCCUCACUUCUUGUAUGAUGAUUUUUCCACGACAAGUUUUGACGGACGACACAACACCAUUCUUAAUGGAUCGUGGAUUUCUACUGGUAGUAGUGGCUCUAAAUUCACACGGAUAGGAUUCCGUCGCCAUUUCAUGCAGCAUUGUGGAUUUCGUGUGGCUCGAUCUUUACCUGACACUACAGAGAAGGUUGUUAUACCAGCAGUGAUCUUAGACACAGUGUUGUUCAUACCUGGGAUUGGAGACCAAGAAAUUCCUGAAACCAUUAACAUGUCGAAGUAUAUGGUGACCAGUAGACGCAGUUCCAAUUCUCAAUACGAUUUCGACAAGAAGGAAGCACUGGCUAUGACUUUGAAACACGAGUUUGGGGAUAGAGAAGCCCUGCCAUACGUGGUGGCAGACCUCUGUAGGAAAUACACACGUACUCUCAGGUGUGGCACUACGUCAGCGGCCUGGUUUGGGUCAGGCAGUGGCCGCGGACCCAUGCUACUCUCUAACACGUUCAACAAGUUUACAUGGAUCCCAAAUGAGAUUGGCAAGCACAACCUGGUUGUAAUGACGUUCCUUGAGCGCACUAUCACACCCAAAGCUUGGCUAGUAAGAAUGUGGGAGAUCAUUGAAGACAUAGGAAUAGUAGUCAUUGUUUCGGAGGAUACAACCUUUGGACAGGACGCUCUCGCACCUCAUCUUGGCAAUAGACUUAAGUGCGUCUAUAUCGAGGAAAUUCCAUAUGAGAAACAUGGAGGGAAAUGUGUUGCCAUGGUAACCGUGUGGUCAUUGAAGUGUUGAGACAGGACCUUAGUAGGGUAACAGAAUCUAUAACAGAUUAUAUAUGUGAUAUUACAGGGAGUUUGACAUUAUAGUGAAACUAAUUACCUAUUGUUUCAGGUGUACACUACCUCUACUAACAACCACGUUAUAUGUUCUUUAUUUUUUAGAAGUAUAU
This is a messenger RNA of Pecten maximus, 2335 nucleotides long. Its product is annotated as ergothioneine biosynthesis protein 1-like. NCBI's taxonomy places the organism in Eukaryota, Metazoa, Mollusca, Bivalvia, Pectinida, Pectinidae. The record is from RefSeq and is a predicted model, not a curated record.